Exserohilum turcica Et28A is the source of this 2300-nucleotide messenger RNA. RefSeq lists its product as uncharacterized. Gene Ontology annotation, biological process: double-strand break repair; regulation of DNA-templated transcription. NCBI's taxonomy places the organism in Eukaryota, Fungi, Ascomycota, Dothideomycetes, Pleosporales, Pleosporaceae. Gene Ontology annotation, cellular component: Ino80 complex. The transcript is spliced from 4 exons. Bases 1 to 2202 code for a protein of 733 amino acids. The record is from RefSeq and is a predicted model, not a curated record.
AUGGUCGGAAAGAAGUCGGGCAGAGCGCAGUUGCGCGAGGAGGGGCUGGAGCGGACAGACAACAACAUGGAACUCACGACAUGGCCGCAGGUUGGCAUGAUCAACCAAAAGAACUACUACACCGAGUUUUUGAAAAGAGACGAGCAGUUCCUCGCUGUGCGAUACCCGAAAGAUGAAGAGAGGGCGCGCAUAGUCCAGGAAGCCAGGGACAAGGAUCGCGCACGCGCAUUGGGCGUUCCGACUGCUGAAGGAGCAACGCCGCAAGCUGCCGACGAGACCAUGGAAGACGCAGAGGGGUCGUUUGCCUCGAGGACCGACAUCUCCAAACUCAUUGUGAUACAUCCCGGCAGUCAGAACUUGAGGAUAGGGCUCGGAUCGGAUGCGCUGCCCAAGACUGUGCCCAUGGUCAUUGCACGGAAAUGGAAAGAGAGCGAGGACGAGGAAGACGACGGAGAGCCCUGUCCCAAGCGGAUGAAGGUCGAUGGAGCUGAUGCUGCGGACUCACCCGAGAAGUGGUUCGGAGAGGAUUUCGCGGACCAGUACAUGGCCAUGUCGUCUGAGCUGAGGACGCGAAUGCGCUCCAACAAGCGACGAGUACUUCCCAAUUCCAAGGAUCUCGUCACAAACUACAACAAAAAGUCCCCUCCAGACAUUAUUUCCGAGCACAACGACAUCAAUCGCAUCGAAUGGACAGAAAUACCCGCGGACCCAGAAAAGGCGCCCGACUUCUUUACGGGGAAUGAGGCGCUACGGAUCCCCGAGCGGUCCAACCCACGGUACAAGCUAUUCUGGCCCAUCCGGAAUGGCACGUUCAAUGAGAAGGACUACCGCGACCGCAAUCAAAUAUACCACGACAUCUCCAAGAUACUAGAAGAAGCCUUCCGAAACCAGCUCGGAAUCACCAAGCUCAAGGAACUUGUCAACUACAAGUGUGUAUUUAUCAUUCCAGAUCUCUACGAGCGGCAAUACGUGACCAUGCUUCUCGAUAUCCUGAUGCGGGAUCUUGGUCUUGGAAAGGUCUGCCUGCAGCAAGAGUCUCUCUCGGCCACGUUUGGUGCCGGAUACGGUGUUGCUUGCGUAGUUGACAUCGGGGCUCAGAAGACGUCCAUCUGCUGCGUCGACGAAGGGCUGUGCGCCGAAGAGUCGCGCGUCAACUUGAAAAUGGGGGGCGCCGACGUGACGGAGACGUUUAUCAAGAUGAUGCUGUAUGGGCACUUUCCAUAUGCGGACAUGAACUUGAAGCGGAGGUAUGACUGGUUACUGGCUGAAGAGCUGAAGCAAAAGUUUUGCUCCAUGGACGAAGGUUCGGUCACGGUACAGACGUGGGACUUUCACCUGCGGGCUUCGGGGCAGGACACGCGCAAGUAUACGUUCAAGACGUAUGAUGAGACUAUGCUCUCGGUCAUGGGCUUCUUCAAACCCUCGAUAUUCGACAACUCGCGGAAACUCGAGAACCGAAGAAAGGUGGUCCCGCGCUCAGUGGACCUGUACGACGGAUCACCCAACGACCCCAUUUCGCAAGCCCAGAUUGCCAUUAUCGAAGCGGCAGCAGGCAAGCCCGUUGUGCCGGCAAUUAACGGGGCGCCAGAAUCGAUGAACAAUGUAACCGUCGUUUCGACACCCCAGCGUCCGCAGCCGAAUCCUUUCAAUCUCCUGAGCCGUCUGAACGAGGGCGGCGAGAACACGCCACGUUCAUCAGUAGCAGGGUCGCCAGGGCCGGAAGGCACAACGACGCCGAACCCCGACCGUGACACGCCCAUGGGGGACGGCGAGGGGGCGCCAUUGCAGCUGUUCCGGGAUCCGAUUGACGAGAAGACGAAGCUAGCCGAAGCACGGGAUGGGAUUCUGCCCAUGCAAGCGCUCGACCAGGCGAUUCUCGAGUCGCUGACGCACGGGGCCCGGGGCGACGACCGCAAGCUGCGGGACUUUUUCGGCGGCAUCAUGCUGGUGGGUGGGGCGUCCAAGACGCCUGGUCUCCGCGAGUUUCUCGAGAUGCGGUUGCGCGAGCUGCGGCCGGGGUACGGCAAAGAAAUCCUCGUGGGGCCCCCGCCGCGCGAGUUUGAUCCCCAGGUUGUGGCGUGGAAGGGCGGAAGCGUGUUUGGGCGCUUGAGCAGCCAUGGCAACGACGGGUGGAUUAGUCGCUAUGAGUAUGACAUGUUGGGGGCGAGGUUGCUGAAUACAAAGUGUAUGUUUGCGUGGUAGGAUAGUUUUUUUUCUCUCUUUCUCUCUCUCUCUAUCUAUCUCCCUUUUUUUUUGCUGGUGUACAUGGGCUAGGACUUGUAUCAGUAUCAUCCAUCUAU